Tribolium madens (black flour beetle) is the source of this 2309-nucleotide messenger RNA. RefSeq names its product kelch-like protein 10 (gene klhl10). The record is from RefSeq and is a predicted model, not a curated record. Gene Ontology annotation, molecular function: protein binding. The transcript has 4 exons. NCBI's taxonomy places the organism in Eukaryota, Metazoa, Arthropoda, Insecta, Coleoptera, Tenebrionidae. Bases 121 to 2136 code for a protein of 671 amino acids.
CCUUUGUUUCCGUUGUCACUUUUGACUUUCAACAAAUUUCAACCCCUAAUAUUGUUCAAAAUUAUUUGUGUUCUUUACCUUCCUUGAAAGAUUCCCACCAAGACGCAGAAGUACGAUGAGAUGCAGGAUGCAGAAACCGGAAAAGGGCGGUGUAUGAGUAUGCAGGCCAUGCAGACGUUGUACGAUUUGAGGGAGAACAACCAGUUAUGCGACGCGAUUAUAGUCCUUGACGACGGGACCGAAAUCCCCAUCCACAGAGCCCUCCUGUGUGCCUGCAGCAACUACUUCAAAGCCGCUUUUACGACUCUCCUACACAACAAAAACGAGACCAAAGURCAAAUACCAGGCGUCAGCUCGGAAAUGAUGCACAUUUUAAUCAAUUAUGCCUAUUUGCGGAAACUAGACUUGAACAAGAAUAACGUUUUUGAUGUUUUGAUCACCGCCGAUUAUUUGAGUAUGUUGGGUGCUUUGGAAAUGUGUUGUAAAUAUUUGGAAAACAUUCUCAAUGGCAAAAACUGCAUCGGAAUUUUACUUUUCGCCCGAAACCACUUCUGUACUGAUCUUGCACAAGCCUGUUGGCGCUACAUCAUGAAGAAUUUCAUUCAAAUCGCACAGCAAAGCGAYGAACUUUUAAUGUUAUCAUUGAAGGAUUUUCAAGAAAUCAUCAAUGCRGAUAAUCUCAAUGUGAAAAGCGAGGAAAUCGUUUGGGAAACGAUUCUCAAAUGGAUCGAUUACGAUCCGGAGCAAAGAAAAGGACAUAUUGUUACCUUGAUGAAAUGUAUCAGACUCGGUUUGCUGGAAACUCAGUUCUUCAUGGAAAAAGUCAAGGAUCACCCGUACGUCACAUCCUGCGAAGAAAGUAGACCUAUGGUCAUCGAAACUUUGAAAUUCUUAUACGAUCUUGAACGAAUCAUGCACAAAAAUGGUGAAGUGGUCACCCCCGAAAUCGCGCGCCCCCGCCUGCCCCACGAGGUCCUUUUCGCCAUCGGCGGCUGGAGCGGUGGUUCGCCCACCAACUACAUCGAAACCUACGACACGCGAGCCGACCGAUGGGUGAAAAUCGAAGAAGUCGACCCUGCUGGACCUAGAGCCUACCAUGGAACCGCCGUUGUCGGUUACAACAUUUACGUAAUUGGCGGAUUCGACGGAAUGGAUUAUUUCAACUCGUGUCGAUGUUUCGACCCCGUGAAGAAAAUCUGGAAGGAGAUCGCCCCCAUGCAUGCCAGACGAUGUUACGUCAGUACAGCCGUUUUGAAUAACAUUAUCUAUGCCAUGGGUGGAUACGACGGCCACCAUAGACAAAACACGGCCGAGAAAUAUGAUUACAAGACCAAUCAAUGGUCGUUGAUUGCCUCUAUGAAUAUGCAAAGGUCUGAUGCGAGCGCUUGCAACCUUAAUAACAAGAUCUACAUCACUGGCGGUUUCAACGGGCAAGAAUGCAUGCACUCGGCCGAAGUCUACGACCCGGAAUUGAACCAAUGGACCCUAAUAAGCGCCAUGCGAUCCCGCCGUUCCGGAGUCUCGUGCAUCGCCUACCACGACUACGUCUACGUAAUCGGCGGUUUCAACGGUAUAUCCCGGAUGUGCAGCGGCGAGAAAUACAACCCUCAGACCAACACCUGGACUCCCGUUCCCGACAUGUACAACCCUCGAAGCAACUUCGCCAUCGAAGUAAUCGACGAUAUGAUUUUUGCCAUCGGGGGCUUCAACGGCGUAACCACCAUCUACCACGUGGAGUGUUACGACGAGAAGACCAACGAGUGGUACGAAGCCACCGAUAUGAAUAUAUACAGGUCGGCCCUUUCGGCGUGUGUGGUGGACGGGUUGCCCAACAUCGAGGAUUAUAUCCACAAACAUAGGGACAAGUUGAUGGAGGAGAAGAGGCAGAAAAUGAUCGCGUUAGAGAGCCAGAGACAAGGAACGUUGAAUAAUAUACCAACUCCGCCAAAUCCGCCUAACCCGCCAAUUCCGCCGAAUCCGCCCGAGAAUGUGAUAACAGCAGCUCAUGGAAACUUGCAACAGUUGAAUAUUUUGCAACAGCUGAAUAACAACAACGAUAAUAAUCAAGUAGUGGCGGUGGCGCAAGAUCCGGCCCUCUUGAUGGAGAUGGACGAAGCGGAUAAUGAUGGGCAGUAGUUGUGUCACUUGCUAUAUGUUUCGAUUCUUGGAUGGAAGGUAUUUUAUUCUCCAUGAACUAUGAUGUGACCGUCUGUUUGAGAUCUAGUUACUAUCAAAUGUACUAUAAGUAUAGAUAUCAUUUUAUUUUAUUUAUACACAUCUUUAUACAUUAAUAUAACAUUUUAUUGAGA